This is a messenger RNA of Mytilus californianus (California mussel), 2982 nucleotides long. RefSeq lists its product as uncharacterized. The coding region runs from base 124 to 1566 and encodes 480 amino acids. The transcript has 2 exons. The record is from RefSeq and is a predicted model, not a curated record. NCBI's taxonomy places the organism in Eukaryota, Metazoa, Mollusca, Bivalvia, Mytilida, Mytilidae. Gene Ontology annotation, molecular function: protein binding.
UUCGUUAUUAGCAUGAAAACCAGAAAUUUGAACAGAAAAUCUUCAGAACAAUAGAAAUUGAUGGAUUUCUGGUACAUUGAAGAGUAAACUGUCAGACAGUCGAAUAUCAAAAGUUUUAAUAAAAUGGUGAAAUAUUCAGAUCAAAAUCGCCAUGGAAAUAUUAUUUCCAAAAUCAACAGAGCUAGAAAUGAAGGACUUUAUUGUGACAUCACCUUGACCUCUGGAAACACAUCUUUAAGUGCUCACAAACUUAUCCUGACCUCGGUUUCAGACUAUUUCACUAGCUUGUUCAAAUAUUCUGAUGAUGCUUGUCAGACCUGCAAAUUAGAUCCUAAUGUUGUCACAGAAGAAUGUCUAGAAGCCAUUGUGGAGUACGCUUACACAGGAGAUGUAGAAAUCACUGACGAAAAUGUCCAGGAUUUGCUAGUAGCAUCAAAUUUUCUCCAGAUUCUUUUCAUAAGUAUCAAAUGUGAAGAGUAUAUUUCAGAACACUUAACAUCUGAAAACGUUGUUUGUCUAUUGUCUUUUUCAAUACAACAUAAUUUGCCGAAGUUGUUUUCAAGUGUGUGCCACUAUGUUUCAGAGAAUUUUCUCAGUUUCACUUUACGAGACAAUGUUUUGCUGAGCAUCCCUUAUGACGACUUAUUAUACUUAUUGAAAUGCGUUGAUUUGACUGUUUUGGAGUGUGGCAUACCAGCUGAGAAACCGGAGGUUCAUAUACUGAAUUUGAUAAGACUUUACUCUGAAUUUUGCGAAUUAAAAGCGGAAGAGGUUAAAACUUUACUUCAGGUGGUGAAUUUUUCAGAGAUCACUCAGUUUGAUGCAUAUGAUAUGUUUGAAUUAUGGAGGAAAAAGCUAAAUGGAGUUGAAGUGAAAACUGUAGUUGAACAGUUUCUUGUAAGAAAUUAUUUGAGUGGGGAGUUCAAACAAGAAGGUGAACCACAACUUUUCAAUCAAAUUUGUAGGAAAUUUUCCUCCAUGUGCAAACGAGUAUUUUCCAACAAUAGUCUGCGAAAAGGCUACAGUUAUUUUGAUAAUUUAUCUGUAAAUGAUAGAAUCAGGAAGAUUCGUAUUUGGUUUGGUUACACACCGUCACAGCUAGCUGGCAUAUCAGUUUCCUACAUGAUCGGGGAAGAGAAGACCUAUGGAAGUCGUAAAAAUGUUCCAGUGGUGACCUCUGACCAAGACUUCUUCCUAAGAGAGAAUGAGGUGAUCGUGGAAGUCCACUUUUGUAAGACAGCUGUACGGGUCAGAAGUUUGAAGUUCAUUUCCAAUUUUGGAACACAGUAUGGACCCUAUGGGGAGGAGAGAGGGAGCAUACGAAAAGUGAAAGCUCCAUCACCAAAUGCUUAUCUUCAUGGAAUUAGAAUGGAGAACAAAUCGAAGGUCUUUGAAAAUUCAGCUUUGGUUAGUUUGAAUGCCCUGUACUUUGACUGGAUUGUGUUUGUUGAACCAAGUAAAAUACGAGACAACAUUGAGGAUGAAGACAUUCAGCUUCAAACAACUAACUGUUGUUCUACAAAUUACGAGCGUGCGGCUGACAUAUAUGAUAGUGAUCCACGUUAAAUCGUCUACUGUAAAUUCAGAAAUUAUUGCGAGGUUUUUAUUAAUGUGAAUAAUGCGACAGGGCGAAUAUCGCAAUAAUAAGAACUCGCAUUUUGAUAUCUGAUACAUAUUUCUGUAUGCAUAUUUUCCUGAAAUCACAAUAAUUAAUCUCGCAUUUUUGUCCAUCCUUCAAAAAUUGCAAUAAUAAAUGCAGGCAAUAAUUUCUGAAUUUACAGUAUAUUGAUAGAUGAGAGUUAUAGAUAGGUGCAAUUACUGGUAUAUAUUAUUGUAACAUGCUACAACGAUGAAAGAAAGGAUAACCUGCUUUUUUCAAAAUAAGUAUUAUGUUUUUAUCAUGUAUCAUGUGUAUAUUGUGAUGAUGAAAAUGUUUUUAAAUGGAUUGUUUAUCUUUUGUCAAUUGGAAAAUUGAAAUAUAAUAUUAUCAUGAUUAUGGCUACUUGCAAUUGGGGAGGUAGUGUUUACUGGAAGUACAAAAUAUAUGAUAGAAUUCUCUGAUUUUUGUUUAAAUUUGGCAAAGUAAAGAUAGAUAUCUCCUGUUUGCAUAAAAAUUUCUGAAUAGAUGAUAAAAAAUCGAAAUGAUUAAAGUAACUCCCCUGAUCAUGCUCAGCCUGGUACAUGUACAUGCAGGCAGGUAUUCAGUACUGCUAAUACCAUGUAAUACUUUUACUUCUUUUUAUUUAUGUAUAAUGGAUAUGUGACAUCUGAUAUACCCUGUUCUUGUUAAGAGCCAUAACAAAACUGAACACCAAAAUAACCCUACAACUUAACAUGCUUAAUGAACAUGAUGAAUUUCAUAUUUCUUUAGAUUUCUAAAAACUCUCUUGAAUAAUUUCAUAUGUCAUUUGUAUGUCCAACAAAAAGCAAUUGUACAUUUAUCGUCAUGAUUGUGUUUUUAUGUAUUAAACAUGUAAAGGUACAUAUAAUGUAUAUGUAUGUUAUGUACAGUAUAUAUAUUUUGUCAGGUUCUAUCAUUCUUCAUGCAUAAAAUAUGUACUAGUAGUCCAGUGCAAUCUUUAAUCUAGUCAAAGGAGUAGGCCUGGUAAGACCCUUUUUUGGCCCCAAAAUAUAGCAUUUCAAAAAUUUGUUAAAGAUGUAAACUGUAAGCUAUUUAUUGGAAAGAGGAAUGUGUUACAUAAAUAUGGGCUGUUUUUGACAAUACAAUGCACAUGCAUCAGUUUACUAAUAUCAUUAAUUCAUGUAAAAUUACUUAAAUCUUCACAAUUUCAGCAUUUGUGCUUAUUUUUAAGCGGUCUUUGUCUAAAAUGGAAGUGGCCACACUUAUGUUCAGUCUUAAUAUUUAAAUAUAUCUUGUAUUUGAUGAUGAUACAUAACAUAUAUAAAGGUUGAGAAUGAACACGAAUGCGGCCACUUCCAUAUUAGACAAAAACCAUCUGAAAAGUGACGUUUUGUGGCAUA